Trachymyrmex septentrionalis is the source of this 1095-nucleotide messenger RNA. Its product is annotated as putative high mobility group protein B1-like 1. Gene Ontology annotation, biological process: regulation of transcription by RNA polymerase II. Lineage: Eukaryota; Metazoa; Arthropoda; Insecta; Hymenoptera; Formicidae. The coding region runs from base 481 to 1095 and encodes 204 amino acids. Gene Ontology annotation, molecular function: DNA binding, bending. The record is from RefSeq and is a predicted model, not a curated record. The transcript is spliced from 6 exons.
CUCUCUCUCGCUCUCUCGCUCUUGUUCCCUCCGUCUCUGCCCGUCGGACGUUGCAUCUCGCUCUUUCGCGAACACGAUUGCCGCGAUCACCUCCGUGAUAUCUGGAUAUGAUACAAUGCUCCUCCGUCCCGAGGUGCGAUAGCCUCCGUUAUCCGUGAAAUCGAGCCCAAUAGCCGCCGCCUCGCCCCUCCCCCUCCCCCUCACGUCUCCUCCCACCGAUCUUCUCGUUUCUUUCGCGAUCGCGAACCCGCUGGCCGCCGCCGCCGCCGCCACCUCCGCCUCCGCUUCCUCCCGCUUCCGCUCGCGUUGCGUGUCCGCGUUUGCGACGCUUGGUAUAAGUGAUUGUCGUACGACCGGACGACGCCGAGUGCUUCGACGCUUCGGCUACGCGAGCCUCUCUGCGGAGACAAACCAAUCGACUCCGCAAGUUGAAUAAUAAGUUGUGUCACAGUCCUUGAACUCUGCAAAAACAAAACAAUCAUGGAAUCAUCAGAUAAUAGAAAGAAUGUAUAUCUUACAAAAACUGGCGACAAUUCCUUGAACUCUGGAAUGAGAGAGACUAUGAUUGUCGGCCAGGCUAAUAUGGUACCAGAGUGUGGUGCAGAAGGUGUGAUGAAACCCAACAAUGUGUCCAAUGUUUCCACUAAUCAGACAAAGUGGACUAAUGGCGGCUCUAAAAAUUAUAUCACAAUACCGGUGAAGAACGAGGUCGUACAUCUUGAAGAUGGUAAUGCACAUUGCAACAACAAGAAAAUGUAUUAUUAUGAUAGACACUACUCUGGACAUGAGGAACCAGAGAGACCAACACGCAGAGGAACAAAGAGAUACAGAGACAAGGAUGCACCAAAACGAGCACUAUCUGCAUUUUUCUACUUCUGCCAAGAACUACGUGGCAAGAUGAGAGAAUUGCACCCUGAGAUGGGAGUAGGUGAUAUUGCAAAGGAAUUAGGAAAAUUGUGGAUGAGUACGGAUUUACAGACAAAAUCCAAAUAUAUGGCCAUUGCGGAGGAAGACAGAGCUCGAUACGAAAGAGAAAUCAUUGCAUAUAACAAGAGAGUUAAAAAUUAUGACCCGGAGGAAGUUGGAACCGUAUAA